This is a messenger RNA of Colletotrichum truncatum, 2151 nucleotides long. Its product is annotated as plasma membrane channel protein. NCBI's taxonomy places the organism in Eukaryota, Fungi, Ascomycota, Sordariomycetes, Glomerellales, Glomerellaceae. Gene Ontology annotation, biological process: chloride transmembrane transport. Gene Ontology annotation, cellular component: cortical endoplasmic reticulum. Gene Ontology annotation, molecular function: chloride channel activity. The record is from RefSeq and is a predicted model, not a curated record.
AUGGGCAUAAUGGAGAAGCUAGGGGUGAUAGACCCCUUGAACCACCUUCCCCGCAAUCCGCAAACCUACAACGACAAAUAUGUUGUGGCAUAUGAUUUCAGUGAAAUCGACUCCGAGACUGCCGUCAAGGAGCUAACUACUCUUCUCAACGACCUUGAGUCUGCUGGACUCCAGACCGAGGUGAGAGCGGGCUAUGAGCAAACCCUUCUCAUAUUCGUCAAGGCCCCUCGUGAGCUUCUUGGAAACACCGUCUACAAAUCAAGAGUGAAGGACUGGCUUUAUGGGAUUAUCCCUGAACACCCUGGUGGUAGCAAAACUACCAUCGUUGACGGUGCUUUUGAGGCUGAGGACAUCCUUUCUGUCUAUCAUCUAGUCAAUUGGCCCAAGUCGCUUGGUGGUGCAGGAAUCACUCCAGAGACAGGACAAUGGAAAAACGUCAAGUCCAUUUUCCCUCUUCAUAAUGAAGAGAGAAACGAGUCUCUCCUCAAGCAUCUCAGCAAGCGCCUUUUUCUGACUACCGAUGACCUCGAUUCCAUUCGCGAUCUUUGGGGAACAAAGGUCGCCUUUUACUUCGCUUUCAUCCAGACGUACCUCGUUUUUCUCGCAUUCCCUGCGCUCACCGGUGUCAUUGCGUGGGUAUACCUGUCCAAAUACUCCCUCACCUACGCCAUCUCGACGUGUGUCUGGUGCACCGUCUUCCUCGAGUACUGGAAGAUUCAAGAGGUCGACCUAAGCAUUCGCUGGAACGUGCAAGGCAUCGGCAAGGUCAAAGUGGACCGGCCUCAAUUCAAAUGGGAAAAGAUCAUUACAGAUGAAGCUGGACGAACGAAGCGCUACUUUCCCAAAUGGAAACAAGUGACCCGCCAACUCCUUCAAAUACCAUUCAUCCUCUUCUCGGCUGUCGCGCUCGGCACCAUCAUCAUUCUCGUCUUUGCCAUCGAAGUCCUCAUCUCAGAGGGAUAUGAUGGGCCCUACAAGAACCUCAUGGAAUACGUCCCAACUUGUUUACUCGCAGUUGCACUUCCCUACAUCAGCAGCGCUCUUGAAGAUGUCGCUACCGCUCUAACGAAAUAUGAAAACCAUCGAACGGCCGAUUACCACGAGAUGUCCCUCACGCAAAAGAUUUUCGUUCUCAACAUCAUCACCAACUACCUUCCGAUCCUUAUAACCGCUUUCAUUUAUGUUCCCUUUGGAGACGAUGUCGUUCCCUGGCUGGAGCGCAUGACCAAGUCGUUCCUGGGCGCUGUUGGACAGAAGUACAUGGACGACGACCUCACUUUCCACGUUGAUUCCGACAGGCUACGGGACGAAGUCAUCGCUCUAGUUGUCACGGGGCAAAUUUCUGGAUUUUUUGACGAGAACAUCAUGCCUGUUCUCAAACACAAGGCUCAAAACAUCUACCGCGAGUACAAGAGAUCACACUCCAAAGAUAGCAUGCUCUUGUCAAUUGUCAAGGACGACCCCGAAGAGGCUCGGUUCCUCCGAAGCGCACGCAACCAGGCGACACUCGACAAGUACAACGUCCAAGACGACAUCGCCGAGAUCGUCCUUCAGUUCGGCUACCUCUCGCUGUUCUCCCCCGUAUGGCCGCUAAUCCCCAUCGGCUUUCUCGUCAACAAUGUCAUCGAGCUACGCACCGAUUUCCUCAAAAUCUGCCACGAACACCAACGCCCGGCCCCCGUCCGAACAGACGGCAUCGGCCCGUGGAUCACCUCUCUUGACAUUCUGACCUGGGCCGGCAGCAUCUCCACCGGCGCAAUCGUGCACCUCUUCGGAGCGAACAGCAUCGGCCACGGAGCCUGGUGGGCGCUGCCAAUCACCAUCUUCAUCAGCGAGCACAUCUUCCUCUGCCUCCGCGCCAUGGUGCGCUUCCUCCUGCAACGCGUCGGGUCCAAGCAGAUUCGCAAGCAGCGCCAGCAGCGUUACGCUACGCGCCUCAAACACCUCGAGGAGCUGGAAGCCAACAAGCAGGCGGGACUCAUGCUCUCGGUCGCUGAACGGGAGCGCCGCAAGUCGAUUCGUGCCAUGGGCCAUGAUUCCUUCUGGACCACGCAGAUUGAAGACGGCGCGAGUGCAGCCGCUGCAAUUGGACUUAUCCAGUCGGUGAAAAGGGCCGAAAUUACCAACAACCAGCAGCCGAAGGAAGAUUGA